AUGUUGUCGUACAGUAUAAAAACACCUCUCGUCACAUGUUCUCUGAACUCUGAUUGGCUGGAGCGCCACGACCUAAAGGCCACCGUAGACCAUCAUCACCGCCUCUCCCACACUCCCUUGGUUUCUUCUGGUGAGCUGUCUUUUGCCUCGCUACUGCCUUUUGUGAUACUUCUGGGCUUUCUAAAGGAGCUGUUACCACCCGUCUCCUCACAUCGAUUCCACCCGCCGACUUCGUGA
Messenger RNA from Penicillium roqueforti, 237 nucleotides. RefSeq lists its product as uncharacterized. The coding region runs from base 1 to 237 and encodes 78 amino acids. The record is from RefSeq and is a predicted model, not a curated record. Lineage: Eukaryota; Fungi; Ascomycota; Eurotiomycetes; Eurotiales; Aspergillaceae. The transcript is spliced from 2 exons.